Messenger RNA from Wasmannia auropunctata (little fire ant), 4841 nucleotides. Its product is annotated as UPF0769 protein C21orf59 homolog. The record is from RefSeq and is a predicted model, not a curated record. Gene Ontology annotation, biological process: regulation of cilium movement; regulation of sodium ion transport. Gene Ontology annotation, molecular function: sodium channel regulator activity. Lineage: Eukaryota; Metazoa; Arthropoda; Insecta; Hymenoptera; Formicidae. The transcript is spliced from 7 exons. The coding region runs from base 218 to 1360 and encodes 380 amino acids.
UGAAUAUAUGUUGGAUGUUUAGUACCUCGUGUUUGGUUCCUCGUGACAAUUCGCCGAUGCACUUAGCAGAAUUUAUUUCGACGCUCAAGUCAAAUUAGUAAUUAUAAUUGUGUUCAUUGUCUCGAUAAAAAACCUUGAAAUUACGAAGAUAUUUGAAUCACGACUUAAUACAUUAUCUUAUAACGGAGAAAUUUGGGUAGUUCAACACUCGAUAAAAAUGGUGAGAUUGCACGUGAAGAAAGGUGAUGACAGCCAAUUUUUAUAUGACACCCACGUAGAGGCGAAUGUGGACGAUGUCUUAAGUGACAUCGUAGUAAUCUACAAUGGUCGUUUGAAGAUUUCAAGAAUCUGUUACGAGAUCGAGGAGCUGGCUAAGCACGGGGCGAUGUUACCACCUGACAUAAUGGGCCUCACGGACGAGCAGAUCGAGGAGCUCAAGCUCAAGGACGAAUGGGCCGACAAGUGCGUGCCCAUGGGCGGUUGGACUUUCAACAAAGACAAGAUCGGUUGCAGAAACGGUAGACAGCCCAACGAGAAGAUGCAGGAGGUGCUGAAGAAGACUGUCGAGGAUGCGCGUGCCAUGACAUCGAAAAAAUUAGUGCAGCAAGACAAACUGGUUACCCAGAAGACAGUUCAAGAAGCUUUGGAUUUGUUAAGAGGCGCCGUGACAAUCGUUUAUCCGAUGGGGCUUCCACCACACGACGUGAUACGUAAGGAGUUUGAGAAUACCGAAGAUCUUACCGGUACUCAAGCAUCUCUCGAGGUAAUCGAUGGUCAAUUGGCUCAGCUGUGGUUCUCCGGAAAGGAAUUAUUACCUGGGAAGAAGAUGAAGGACUUCGUGGGUAAUAACGAGAAAACCAAGGUGAUCGUGAAAUUACAGAAGAGAGGAUCUGGAAAACCGGCGAGGGAGCCGUUAAUGUCGGAAGACGAGCGAAAGCAAUUGAUGCUGCACGCGUAUCGUCGUCAAGAACAGCUGAAGGUGUACAUGAAUCUUGUGUACGCGAUGGCGAUUCCGAUACCGUCUUUCAUAAUCUCGGUGAUAUACCUCACCAUCGCCUACUUCAAGAUCUACAACGAAGACGAGGAGGUCCUCGUAGGUGGCGAAGAGGGUGAGGAAGGGGAGGAGGGGGAAGGUGACGGUACGCCCUUGCCGCCCACUAGCGGUGCAUUGACGCCCGGAAGUGAAGCCUUCAGGGAGGAUUUGGCGAGCUUCGGGCACCAACUCAAGGUCGCAAUGGCCGACGACAUCAGCAGGGAAAGUCUUGACGGGAUUCCUGACUCACUCUCCGUUCAGGGAAACUUGAGCAAGACGAUGACGACGAGUAUCUCAACUCCCCCUGGGCCGACGGCAGCAGUUUGAAGCGACAUUUCCAAGGUCUGAAUAAUAUCUCGUGGAGACCACAUUAGGCGAUCAUCCCAUCGCCGUCCGUAAAGAAGCGAGGCGUUACAAUGGCCGAAGAAGCUUUCUUGAACGAGGAAGCAGCCAAGUUAUCUUUCUGUCUCAGGAUCGACUAAAAAUCCACCCUCGCGAUUCACGGAGUGAACCAGAGGCAAUACUCGGUACUCUCUCUUUCUCUCUUUUUUUCUCUCGAGACACUCGACCCGAAUCGUACGCGAAUACACGACGAUUCAAGGGAACCUUUGACAACUCUGCCAUUUCUCUAUCGUAAAUCUGUCCCCCGUUACAAAGCGCCGACUUAUAUUUGCAGGACUGUCACGACGAUAUUUCGCGACGUACUUUUUCCUACUCGAUAAUAGCUCAAUAAUUGCGAAGUCGUGCGUAUUGAUAACUCCUGUCGCAGAGCUCGUGUCAAGAGAGGCAGGCAAGUCCCUCUCUCGUACGCGCGGUAUCCUUCAGUGCGAUGCUCGUAUGCGCCAGAAAAGUUCUUCGUUUCUUGCAAUGUUUAACGUUGGCGCGCGGCAGCCGUUGUACCGCGCGUCAGAUUGAUUUACCUCGCACGAUGCCUUCUUCGUAGCUUGUCUAAGUACGAUUCGCGAUCCGAAAUCAAUUUGCGAAUCCCGUGCCUGUAUAUCGCAUUCCGUAAACACGAAGAAUCUGUCCUUACUGUCGUAUACGUAGCGCUCGGGCUACGCCGUAUAUUUUUAAACGACUUUCCACGAUGUUGUCCGCGACGGUAGGCGAGAUGGUCGUUCUGCGUAGAGAGGAUGAUAAAUCCGGUUGCUUCGAAAGUGGCGCGAGUCUUGAAGAAUUUUUAAGUCUGCGCUAUUCUUGAAUUAUAAUAAACGUAUGACUGUAAGUUGACAAUUUAUAUGUAAUAUAAACGACAAAUUUUUAACGGCGGAUUAUAAAUCUGCCUGUGCAAGUUGUAAAUUUCUGGAAUGUCUCUAUCCAAUGCGGGAUCAAGCUGCAGACUUUAGGGAAGCUUGUUUUUACAUAAGCGAUAAAUGUUUUCUGCCGCUAAUCGCGUAGUCCACACCCCUUGAAUCGAAUCCCCGAAAGUUACCGGACUCGCGCCACUCUCAAAACGACUGAUGCAAAACUUGCAACGAAGCGCAUCCCCGAGUUACACGCUCCCUCUGGUUCACUCAACGACACCGAACGGACAUCCAUCCGCAGAACGCAGAGAAGGGAAAAACGCGCGCGGCGAGGUUCUACUCGCGGCAUCGCGCGCCAAUCUGUAUAUUAUAAAGAGAGGAAGUCACAAGUUUAGCUAUGGACUUGAAAGAAACUUACUCAGUAAAACUAAAUGAGCUAAAUACCGUUAAACGUUACGAGUAUUAUCAGGUAAUUCGCUUGCUGUGUGAUCAUGAUGCGUCCACUCGCGUGCAUCGUUAGACACUUUUAAUCAGAAAACACACCGACGACACCACGUCCGUUCCACUUUAACUGGCGACACGCUUUUGCAAAAGUAAAAAAAAAAACGCGCGAUUCGCAAGUGUCCACCCCCGCACCCCGUUGCGGCCUCGUCCAUGUUACUACGAUCUCCACACGCACAAAUUCUAAUGUUUUUCAGGUACCUGACCGACACGCACGAAGAAACGUAGGGUACCUUCGCGAGUCUUACCGAUUACUGCAUAUGCGCAAUUUAAAUCGAUAUAUACGAGUGUACAAGGCGAAGAAACCGAGAUACGGCCUGUUGUUUUUAGGUGCGCUUUCUGCAUUCAAACGAGGCGAAUUAUUUGCGCGGUUCUUCCUUCAGGAAGAGAGCAAGAAGAAAAAACAAGUGUUGAGAGUAUAAUUAAAAAGAGCAGACCUAUUCUCACUAAAUUGAUUUUUUUUUUUUUUUUCGGUGUACCAUUGGUAUAUUUUGUAUUUGACAAGCAUGCGAGCUGCUCUCUACACAAGUUUUCGCUCAUCUCUCAAAGGGUGAAACGUACUUUGAGCGCAAUGGUUUAAAAUAAAAUCGUAAUCUCGGUCAUAUAAUCAGUCGUAAUAUGAGCUUCGUGCUAACUUCUCAGGCUUAAAAAGAUCGGCUUGUCUUAUUACCGUCUCAAUGUCGGCCGUGAACAUAAUUAGCUUAUACGCUACGUUAUGAUUUUAGCGUUAACAUCGCCUGGGAUAUCGACCAAACGAUUGCCGCAUGGAAACUCCGAUUCUAGGAGUACCCAAGUAAUGCUUCGAGAAAUGCCCGUGAGCAUGUAGUUAUAGCGUUUGUAUCGAAACUUUGAGUACUUUACUGAAAAUUAUUUAUUAAUAUAUAAAUUGGUUAUUUUACAAGCCGGAGCCUCCAUCCUUGAAAAUAUCGGUGUUCCGUGCGGCAAUAAACUGGGCGAAACGCGAAACAAGACCAUACGUAAUUAUCGCUCGAUUCAUCGGUUUACAUUUUCGGAAUUCGUGCUAUUUCUGCGAUCAUACACACACAUACAUACACCAAGCAAUACCUACACACAUACACGACACACCACUGUGAAAGGCAUAUUCUACACACAUCGGUUAAUCUAUGGGGAAAAGAAAUAAUUGAAUUGUUUUUAUGAAUUAAGAACAAGUUGUCUGUGAUCUACAAUAAUUAAAAGAAUAUUUAAUAAGUAUUAACAGAUAAAAGUAUAAUUGAUAUAAUAUCGAUAAUGUUGAACGAUGGGGGGAAAGAGAUAACCGAAGGGGCGAUCGAAUUUUAUUGGUACAAGUUGAGCGCAGGCAUUCUCGUGGCAUUGGUUGAGCAAUACGAUAGUAAGAGGAAUAAAAUAUCGCAUAAAAAAAAUUUAAGGUCACCGUAAAGGAAUUUUAGAAGAAAAAAAAGAGGUAUAUAUAUUAUAUAAAUUACAAAAAAUAGAGAGACUUAUAAUGAUAGAGCAUGCAACGUGUGAACGUUUAAAUCGCUACCUUUAAUCUGUACUAACUUGCGAUAUAAAAAAAAAAACAAAGGUGCGUGCUGCGUUCGGGAAUAGUACCAAUAAAAAAAUAUAUAUAUAUAAUUAUAUGGCACUUGACCGUCGCGGCUAAAAGUAUAUAGGAUUAGAUAGAUUUAUAGAAGCGCAAAACACCAAAAAUCGUUCCUUCCACCCGCUCCGGCCGUGUAUAUUCGAUUUUAAAUAUAUCGCAUCUCAUGUGAAGUCAAAGCUCUGUGAAUUUAUAAAAGCGCACCUCAGAACGCAAUUAGCAUUGUCAUCUUAUUAAAUGAAGGAAGGAUAUAUAUAUACAUACGACCGUAUCAUCACACUGAAUAAUAAGUUGUUCAACGAGUGUUACGAAAGAUAUUUGAGAUGAUUUUUCUACAGUUCUGGCACACACGAGAGGAACGUGCAACAUCAUCGUCGUCUUUAUAUUUAUGUACAUUUUAAUUAUUGUAAACUUUUCAAUAUUAUCAAACUAUGAUCGAUUUUGUGUGAAAGUGUAUAUGGCUUUUUCUGCGAUUAACAAUAAAAUGUUUUGUCAAAGCUUU